CGUAAUACACAGACCUGUGCAUCUAUUCAGUUUCCGCUUCAAUAUGGACAGACAGACAGACACCGAUCGUUGUUGUCGGAUGAGAAAUCCUCCUUUAUCGAGUAGCCAUAAAAUUUCGGACACGUUAGUUUGUUUUACGGCAUUUUGCUUGUAGUGGAGAUGAUUUGUCUGAGAAACCGAUAAAUCUACAUUCGCGGGGAUAGGUCGGUGAAUGACUCAUCGCGGCCAUCACGACUGUCAUUUUACUUUAUUAUAAUAGUAUUAUAUACAAUGUAGUUAUUCUAGUUCAUCAUGAGUUGGCAAAUUAAUUUCGUUUGAUUUCAUGCAUUGAAAUCGGCUCAAUUUCUGUUAAAACAGACGAACGGCUCUUAAUCGAGGCUCAUGUUAUAACCUAUACUGUAUAUAUUGUGAAUUAAUCUCAGGAGAUUUCUACGGUGGAUAUGGCGAGGGAACCAAUUAUUGUGAAUGUCUAUGACAUGUACUGGAUCAACGAGUACACUACCAAUCUGGGAAUUGGGGUGUUCCAUGCUGGGGUAGAAGCAUUUGGAGUAGAGUAUGGCUAUGGAGGUCAUCCGCUGCCAAUGUCCGGCAUCUUUGAGAUCACUCCCCGGGAUGCAGAGGACUUGGGUGAACAGUUCAAAUUCAAGGAAUCUAUACAUAUUGGAACAACAGAUUUUAUGCCAGAAGAUGUGAAAAGAAUUGUUGAGCAACUUGGCAAGGGAUUCCGUGGCGACCGCUACCACCUACUGAAUAACAACUGCAAUCAUUUUUCAUCAUCAUUGACCCAGAUUCUGUGUGGAAAAGAGCUGCCAAGUUGGGUGAACAGACUUGCCUACAUCAGUACCUGUAUACCGUUCUUGGAGCGGGCCUUACCAAAGGAGUGGCUUACACCUGUAGCCUUACAGGCAGUUAUACAAGAGCCCAUGUCCCCGCCCCACGACGCUAGAGAAACGCAGCCCGAUUACUCGGACCACUCAGAUCAUAUACACAAUCGACAUCUAUAGAUAAUACAUGGCAAUGCAAAAUAUAUUUUGUUUAUACAGAGAAGAAAUAUUACUAUUUUAUUAUGUUGAUUUAUACGAAUACAUGACGGCUAUUUCUGAAUAGUGUCUCAAGAUUGGAAAAAGCUUUAAACCUCUUUUCUUUGUUGAGAUAAUUUCUUGUAGACCUGAUAGAUUUUAAUUGCCAUGUAUGCUCAUAUAAGGAUGAAGUUGAAACUGCUUCAAAUCAAUGUUGUCAUGCUAAUCACAAAUUAACUUUGUUUAGUUCUUUGUUUAAACAUUAUUGUCUUUAUGCCAUUUGCAUCAGACUCAGUAUUAAUUAGAUUUCUGCUGUUUAUUAUGAAACAGAUGCAAGGAUUUGAAUCAUCAUAGCUAUUUUAAAACUAUGUACAAUGAGUAUGCAUGGUCAAUUUAAAUAUUUAUUCUAAAAAUUUGUCGAUGGAUUUUUAAUGUUAACAGUACCGGUUUCCCCUCGCCAGAUUGGGCAAGUGAGCUUAUGGCACGGCACCUUGUUUGUCAAUUUCCUAGGGUUGCGAUAUUUGGCCAGUAGCAUGCUGGGCUAAGGGCUACCAAGUUUGUUCUAAUGAAUGACCUUAACUCACUCUCAAAGUCACAGAGGUCAAAUGUGUUAAAAUCUUUAAAUGAUUUACUCUCAGUAUCCAAAAGUUUAAGGUUCAUGAUAUUUGUUCAGCUGAGGUCAAAAGUCUUGUUGACUUUGAGAUGGUCCUAACCAAGUUCUGUCCGAAAUCCAAUAUGGCAACCAUCUUUAAAAACACCUUUUAAACUUCUGAAGUUCCACCUCUGGGAUUCAGUUCAAUCCUGCCUGAAAUGAACCUGAAAUGGUCCUGAGCAAGUGUUAAAUUUUGGUUUGGUCUGGAAUCAAAGAUGGUUGCCAUAUCCAACAGUACCAACAUGACCAUUAAGGCCCAUGGGCCCCACAGAAACCCUGAAACCAAAUACUGAUACCCUAGUGAAAUAAGCCUUUCAUCACUUGUACCAAAACCUUAACAUUAGAUUUGGCAUAAAAAUGUUAGAAAAUACAGAUUUUUUUCCCCAAAAAUAAUUUAUUCUGACUUUUGGUGACAAGGUUAUAGUUAACCCCCACACAAACUCUUGAAACCAAAUAUCAGUACUCUAGUGCAAUUAUAAGGGGAUUUGGUGAUACCUUUCAACACUUGCACCAAAACUUUAAUAAUAUUCAGAAUCUCAACGCUGACGCUGAUUCCAGCAUUGGGGUUACAACAUAAUUGCCUUCUCUAAGUUCGAGAGGCGACUAAAAAAUGUUCAAGAUGCUCAGUUGUGAAUUGUCUUUAUUGUUUUGUAUACUUAUUAUGUAAGUUUUUUA
This is a messenger RNA of Pecten maximus, 2346 nucleotides long. Its product is annotated as deubiquitinase DESI2-like. Lineage: Eukaryota; Metazoa; Mollusca; Bivalvia; Pectinida; Pectinidae. The record is from RefSeq and is a predicted model, not a curated record. Gene Ontology annotation, molecular function: deubiquitinase activity. The transcript is spliced from 5 exons. The coding region runs from base 441 to 1004 and encodes 187 amino acids. Gene Ontology annotation, biological process: protein deubiquitination.